CACCUUCCUGGUUUGAGGAUGCUUGAAUCGGUGGUUGCUGAUCUGCUGAAUAAAUUCCUGGGCAAUUAUGUGGAGAAUCUGGACAGGUCUCAGCUGAAGCUGGGGAUCUGGGGGGGAAAUGUGUCACUAGAGAACCUGAGGAUUCGUGAAAAUGCCCUGAGUGAACUUGAUGUGCCCUUUAAAGUAAAAGUUGGCCUAAUAGAGAAACUCACUCUAAAAAUCCCAUGGAAGAAUUUAUAUGGUGAUGCAGUGGUCGCUACGCUUGAAGGUUUAUAUUUAUUGGUGGUACCUGGAGCAAGCAUAAAUUAUGAUGCAGAGAAGGAAGAGAGAAAUCUACAAGAGGCAAAACAACGAGAGCUACAAAGGAUCGAAGAGGCUCUGCAGAAAGCUGCAGAAAAAGGUAGACUUACUAUUGCUCUUAUGCAGAUGACUCAUUAUGAGGAGUUUCUUGGAGACUGCUACAACUUACAAAGCUUUGUGUAUAGUAAUACAAAGCCUGGACCAAAACGUAAAAAGCACAAACAUUUUAAGAACCGUUUUAAGGUUUAUGGUAGCAAAAAAGACAAACCAAAGGAGGAGAAAAAAGACACGUUACUAGAAAAACUGGCAGCACAGGUUAUCAAGAAUCUACAAGUCAAAAUUACAAACAUUCAUAUCCGAUAUGAAGAUGAUAUUAGUGAUGCCAAUCUUCCAGUAUCUGUAGGAAUAACACUAGCCGAGCUGAGCCUUCAGACUGCCAAUGAACUGUGGGUACCAUGUAUACUAAAUGAAGCAACUAAAAUAAUACAUAAGUUGGUCCGUCUGGAUAGCUUCAGCACCUACUGGAAUGUGAACAGCAAAAUGUAUUACCACCAUUCUGUGGAGACUAUCCUGGCUGAUUUGAAGUCCAAUGUUAUGUCAAGUAGAGGAAACCCCAUAGAUUAUCAGUACAUCUUUAAGCCAGUUUCUGCAUCAGCAAGGCUUUACAUCAACCCUAAUGCAGAGCUAGAACUGCAGGCACCAAAGUUAGACUGGAACAUGGAAAUUCAACAUGUCGCAAUAGAACUGACCAAACCACAGUACCUCAGUAUGAUCGACUUGUUGGCGUCUGUGGAUUACAUGGUGAGGAACGUCCCAUACCGAAAGUACAGACCAGUGGUAACACUGAAGGAAGACUGCAGAAAAUGGUGGAACUAUGCCAUCACCAGCAUUCUAGAAGUUCGUAUUAAACAAAGGACACAUAUGUGGACUUGGAGCAACAUAGCAGAACACAGGGAAAACCUUAAAGCCUAUAAAAAUGUUUACAAGGUCAAGCUGACUCAGACCAAAGUUCCUGAGGAAACGCUAAAGGAACUGCAGGCUUUGGAAAACAAACUUGAUGUGUUUAAUAUAAUCCUGGGCAGACAGCAAGCUCAAGCAGAGGUAGUGAGAUCAGGACAAAAGGUACUGGCUAAAAAGGCUGCCCAAAGUGAAGAGAAGAAAAGCGGAGGCUGGUUCGGAGGUUUCUGGGGGAGAAAGGAUACCUCCUCUAAGAAAGAAGACUCUGGUGAUCUUUCUGUUCCCGAAAAUAUCGACGACUUUAUGACCCCAGAGGAAAAAAAGAAGCUCUUUACUGCAAUUGGGUACAGUGAAAGCUCCUGCAAUCUCAAAUUGCCUAAAGCCUACGUGGCUCACAUAUUGGGUUUUAAGCUUGUCAGCACAUCUAUAACUAUACGAGAGGAUGCCCAUGCACCAGAAACUCUGAAAAUUCAGAUCAUCGAUCUCAGCACAAAAGUCUUCCAGAGACCAGGCGCGCAGGCUUUGAAGGUAGAUGCAAAGCUGGACCACUGGUAUGUGACUGGCCUCAGGCAACAAAAUAUUGUUCCAUCUCUUGUAAGCAGUAUGGGUUCCAGUGAGUCAUCUCUUCUUAAAAUUCAGUUUGAAACUAACCCUGAAAACAGCACUGCCGAUCAAGUCCUGAUACUGCAGUCCCAGCCUGUGGAGAUUAUUUAUGAUGCUGUUACCAUAAAUGCUCUCGCAGACUUUUUCCAGACUCACAAAGGAAUGGAUUUAGAACAACUCACAUCUGCUACACUGAUGAAACUGGAAGAGAUCAAAGAAAAAACAGCUGCAGGACUUACCCAUAUGAUUGAAACCCGGAAAGUUCUUGACUUGCGGAUCAAUCUUCAGCCAUCUUUUUUGCUGCUUCCAAAGUCUGGCUUCUAUCACGACAAGACUGAUGUCAUCAUUGUGGAUUUUGGUAGCUUACAGCUAAACAGCAUUAACCAAGGAUCACACUCCACUGCUGGUACUUCAUCUCUAGAGGAGCUGAUGGAUAAGGCCUAUGAUAAGUUUCAUGUUCAGAUCAAAAAAGUGCAAAUGCUAUUUGGAACCUCAGGAGAGGACUGGAAGAAGGCCCGGGCUAUGAACUCCUCAUCACUCCACAUUCUGCAGCCUUUAGACAUUGAUAUGCAGCUUGGAAAGGCUAUGGUAGAGCGAGACAGCAGAAUGCCCAGGUUUAAAGUGUCUGGAGAGUUGCCAUUGUUGCGCCUCAAGAUCUCUGACCGUAAACUCCAAGGAGUGUUUGAACUUGUGAACAGCAUCCCUCUGCCUCAGACGCAGGCUGACACCCCAUCUACUAAAGAGAAGAGAAUUGAUGUUGUCCCAAUUCUAUCCAGAAGACCAGAAAAACUCUUAAAACUAGAGAUUGAAAAGUCUUUGCUUCUGGAGGAGGUCUCAUCAGACUCAGAUGAAGAGUUCUUUGACACUAAAGAUUCUGAUCCUUCAUUUAAAAUAAGUAAGCCAGUCACCAAAGGGCACCCAGGUAAGAACGAUGCAGCACCUGCAGCAGAGACCACCCCUGAGGAGCUGGCAGAUCUACACCUAAAAUUUGAAGUGAAAGAAGUAAUUUUAGAAUUGACUAAACAACAACAGAAAGAGGAGAUCACGGUCCUGGUGUUCAGUAUUCAGCAGUUGGGUACUGAAGCUUGCAUUAAUACCUAUGAUCUUCAAGCUGUGUCCUAUCUAAAGACAAUUAAUCUGGACUACUAUGAUGUUCAAGGUCUCUGCACACAGCCUCUUCAUUUAAUAAACUCUUCAGAUAUAGAAGGGCUGGAUCUCUUGAAAGUUGAAUAUAUUAAGGCUGACAAGAAUGGUCCAAAAUUUCAAACUACCUUUGAGAACACUGAACAGACCCUAAAGGUGGCCUUUUCAUCGAUGGAGCUCCUGCUGCACUCUCAGGCAUUGCUCUCUGCUAUCAGCUUCAUAACAGAAGCCAUGCCGAGCAUUGCUGAUAAGACAGAGCCUGCCUCUGCACAGAAGCAACAGGACAAAGAGACAUUUGUCAAGAAAGCAACAAAGACCUCCAAAGAUAAGGACUUGAUUGCUUUCAAGGUGUUUGCAAAGUUGAAUUCCUUUAGCAUGAAUGUGUGGGAUGAUGACAGUCAUAUCGCUGAAAUCAAGAUACUGGGUCUUGACUCCUCCAUUUUCAUGGAAUCUAGCAAGAUAGACAUUUUUGCGAGGCUGAAGGAUAUUAUUGUCAAUGACGUCAACCCACAAACCAUCCAUAAAAAGGCUGUUUGCAUCAUGGAAGAAGAGGUUUUCAACUUUAAUUUGACACUCUAUCCUGAGGCCACACAAGGAGAAGCCUAUAAAGAUGUGUCUAAAGUGGAUGGAAAGGUUUCCCUGCGAGUUGGUUGUAUGAAGAUCGUCUUUCUAAACAAGUUCCUUGUAUCACUUUUGAGAUUCCUAAAUAACUUUCAGGCUGCAAAAGAGAGAGUGAGUGCAGCCACAGCGCAAGCAGCACACCGUGCAGCCACAAGUGUAAAGGACCUGGCAGAGAGGAGUUUUCGGCUGCUGAUGGAUAUUCACUUAAAAGCUCCAGUGAUAGUCAUCCCUCAAUCUUCUGUAUCCAAUAAUGCCGUAGUGGCAGAUCUAGGGUUAAUCAAAAUACAGAAUCAUUUUAGAAUGAUAUCUUCAGAUCAGGAGCUUGCCCCGAUCGUAGACUGCAUGACCAUCAGCUUGACUGAGUUCAAAUUAUCACGAUCAGUGUUGAACAGCACUCCAGAUAAGUCUGAUAUUCAGAUGCUCUAUCCUAUUAACCUGAGUUUAACAGUUUACCGGAAUCUUGCAGCAUCAUGGUACCAUCAGAUUCCUGCCUUAGAAGUAAAAGGUCACCUUAAUUCUAUGGAUGUUUGUUUGAGCCAGGAGGAUUUGAAUGUUCUGUUCAGUGUCCUUGUAGAAAAUCUUGGUGAAGGUGGAGAAGGUACUACGGACUUAGAACAAGCCUCUGUGCAAAGUGAAUCUGUAAAAUCUACGCAGGAUGUUUUGCAAGCCUCUAUGACUAGUUUGAAAGAUUCGAAUGAGUCGUCUCUGGAGCCUGGGGCGGUGAAAUCAUCAUCUGCACUUAAUAUUCUGCUAAAUUUUGAAAUUAAAAGGGUUAUUGUCCAGUUAAUGAGGCAAGCAAGAUGUUCCCCUCUCCAUGUUGUCCAGAUUUCUCAGCUUGGAGCAGAGACAAGAGUAGGAAGUCAUGAAAUGACAGUAAAAGUAUAUCUGCAAAAGAUCAGCAUGACUUGCAAUGACUUCAAGGGUUCUGAUGGAGGGCCUCUGCUUCUUAUCAACUCUUCUGAUGACACCAAAGAACAUCUUCUAAAAAUGGAAUAUGUGAAGGCUGAUCGUAAUGGACCAGGUUUUAAAGCCAUUCACAACAAUACUGUUCAGCGCUUGAGUGCUUCUAUGUCUUCACUUGAUCUAAUUCUUCACACUCAAGCUUUGCUUUCUCUGUUGAAUUUCUUGUCUGCUGCCAUGCCAUCUGGUGAGGCCAGUGUGGCUGAGAGAACCAAGGAAUUAAAGUCAAGCUUGGCAAAACAGAAGAGCGUCAGCACUAAGCCUGAAAUUAGUAAGUCUGAGGAAGAUGUUUUUGACAUGAAGCUUUCAGCCACAUUAAAUGCCUUUAAUGUUUUUGUUUGUGAUGAAACGUGUAACAUUGCUGAUAUUAGGAUCCAAGGUAUGGAUGCAUCUUAUGCUGUGCAGGCCAGUAGGAAGGAUCUCUAUGCCCGUCUUCGUGACUUUGUGGUCAUCAAUGUGGAUCCAAAAACAAUUCAUCAUAAGGCUGUCUACAUACUGGGAGAAGAAGUGUUUAGCUUGCAAAUGACAUUGUUUCCGGAUGCUACAGAAGGCCCUGCUUACAAGGAUAUGUCUGCGGUAGAUGGCAAGAUCUUACUGAGAGUGGGUUGUAUACACAUUGUGUGUUUACAUAAGUUCCUCAUGUCACUCUUGAAUUUCUUUAACACAUUCCAAGCAGCUAAAGAGGCUGUUGGCACAGCAACUGCCCAAGCUGCAGAAAAAGCUGCAUCAAGCAUGAAGGAUUUGGCACAGAAAAGCUUCCGCCUUGCCAUGGACAUAGACCUGAAAGCCCCAGUUAUUUAUAUACCACAAUCUUCAGUCUCCAGCAAUGUCAUCAUUGCGGAUUUAGGCUUGAUAAGAGUCCGAAACAAGUUCACCCUGGUUCCAGAUGUCACUGGCUCACUUCCGCCAGUCAUCGAUAAGAUGGAUAUCCAGCUGACCGAGCUGAAAUUAUUAAGGACAGUACUUCAGAAUGAGUCUCCUCAGCCAGAGCUAGAGAUACUGCAGCCCGUCAAUCUAAUUGUAUCUGUACAAAGGAAUCUUGCUGCUUCUUGGUAUUCCCAGAUACCAGCCAUUCAGAUUGAUGGAGAUUUAAAACCAAUGCAGGUUGCUUUGAGCCAAGAUGAUCUUACUGUCCUUAUGAAUGUCCUAUUUGAAAACUUGUCAGAAAAACCAUCACUGCAAAGUAAAGCUCAAACAUCUGGAGAGGUUGAAGGGGUAUUAAAAGAGACAAGUGCAAUAAGUAAACAAAGAGAUGAUCAUAAAACAUCUGCUUCACCUCAAGUCUCCAGUGAUGAGACUCCAGCUAUCAUGUUGAAGUUUGGUUUUAAUUUUGAAUCUCUCUCUGUCAUGCUCUACAACAAUGACACUAGUAAGGUGGCUUCUGAAUGGCUGCAUCAUGAAAGUCUGCGUCUGGGAGAAUUGAGACUGCAUUGUCUGUCAUCCUCAGGAAUGAUGUGUGCUGAUAGCUCAAUGGACUUUUCCAUUUGUCUCAAGACCUGCACUCUUGAUGACCUCAGGGAAGGUGUUACCAGGGCCACCUCCAGAAUGAUUGACCAAAAAGAUUCCUCCAGCUCACGCAAUAUGAUUGAUAUAGAAUACAAACAAAGCGGAGAGGAACGAUCAAUCUCCGCCAUCAUGGAGAAGCUGUAUGUUUGUGCCAGUGUGGAAUUCUUGAUGACUGUUGGUGAUUUCUUCAUUAAGGCCAUGCCUCAGAGUCCGAACACAGAUAAACAUAUACACAGCCAACCCAAACAAUCCACUCUUGCCAAGCCCAAAACAGAGAAGGAAGGUAUAUUGAAUCCAGAUCAAACAUUGAAAGCAUUGAUCAUGGAUCCUGAAAUUGUAUUUGUGGCCAACUUAACAAAGGCAGAUGCCCCUGCCCUAACUGUAUCUUUCCAGGGCAAUAUCAUGCUUUCUGAUGUGAGCUCGAAGAAAAAAUUGACUGCCAUUGUGAAGGAAUUCAAAGUUCUAGCCUGUCCAUUUCUCAGAAAGCUGAGGGGCAACAACAUCACUACGGUUGUACAGCCAUGUUCCUUGCAGUUGGAAAGCAUAACAGAUGAAACUGGUAGCCAGGAUGCUACUCUUCUUUUAGAAGAAGUCGUUAUAAAGAUCUCACCCAUUAUCCUCAAUACUGUACUGACCAUCAUGGCUGUUUUGAAACCAAAGCCCAAGGAGGAUGUAGGCAAAGAGGAUUUAGUUGAACACAAGAACAUUUGGGGCAUAAGAACAACAGAGAGCUGCAAUAACUGGUUCUUGGGGGUCGAGUCAGCUGAUGAAAUUACAGAAUGCUUUCAGAACACAGAAUGCCCAAACAAACUAGAGACCUUUAGUGUUAAAGUAAACUCUGUGCAGGUGACACUUGAAUGUGGUCUGGGUCACCGUACUGUGCCUUUGCUUUUGGUGGAAUCUACAUUUACUGGAACUGUAAAGAAUUGGACAUCACUUAUGAAUGUGACUGCUGACACCACAUUAGAGGUUCACUACUACAAUGAAAUGUAUGCCGUGUGGGAACCCUUGAUUGAACGAGUUGACAAUGGAGAACGGCGCUGGAGUCUAAAGCUUGAGAUUAACAACAAUCCUGUCCACAACAAAAGUCUUCUGCCAGGAGACGAUUUCGUCAUGAUCCCUGAGCCUCAGUCCGCUAUUAACAUUACUUCUAAGGAUACCAUGAACAUCACUGUCUCUAAAUGUACUCUGGGGGUGUUCAGUAACUUGUCAAAGACUUUUUCUGAAGGAACUGCUUCGACAUUUGACUAUUCUUUGAAGGACAAAGCCCCUUUGAUCAUCAUAAAUGCACUAGGUGUACCUCUUACACUACAGCAUGGCCCAAACCUACGGCAGUUCGGCUCAUCAACACACAAUCCUGUGCACAAUGUGAACCAAGGACAGUCACUGGAGCUCGAAUUUUCCUGUGUGGAGCCUUUGCAUCGUGGUAGAUUGUCGGCCCUGCAUCGGCAAGAAAGUAGCCUCUUUACGCUUGGCAUAGUGCCUCAAGGAUAUACAGAGGUGUCAAACAUCCCAGUCACAAAGCCAGCUCGACGUCUUUAUAAUGUGCGAAGUCCCCUAGAGGAGAAUUGUGUUUCUGUUGUCAUCCAAAUCGAUACCAGUGAGGGGAACAAAGUACUUUUUGUUAGAUCUCCUCUGCAGAUCAAGAACCAUUUCUCAGUGCCAUUUACUGUGUAUAAGUUUGUUGCAAAUGCCAAGCUACUGGAGCCAGUUGGUAUAUGUAAACCAGAUGAAGAGUUUCAUGUACCCCUGCAUUCAUACAGGCGUCAGCUCUUCUUGAAGCCAUCGGGUGUUUUAGAUGGGCAAUUUAAAGAGUCCACUAGUUACAUAAUGUGGAAGGAAAUGCUCCACAGGAGCAGUGAGGUACAAUGCACCCUUCAGUGUCCAGCGACAGAGAUAAAUUUCCUGCCAUUCAUAGUGAACUGUACUGCUGUUCCUGAUGAAAUCGACUUUAUCACCAGUAAUGGUGAGAAGGAUUGGGAUCCUGCCUACAUUAUUCAUCUCUAUCCAUCACUGACUAUCAGGAACCUUCUGCCUUAUUCCUUGAAAUAUCUUCUAGAGGGAACUGCAGAUGGCCACAUACUGCCAGAAGGAAGCUCCUGUGAUGUCUUGCAUUCACGUAUCAGUGGUGAAAUUAUGGAACUUGACUUGAUCAAGUACCAAGGCAGGAAUUGGAAUGGACAUUUCAGAGUCCAUGGAAAUCUUCCUGAGUUUUUUCCUGUGUGUUUCACGGCAGAGACUGCUGAAGUUAUGACUGUGGACCUUUCUAUACAUGUGAAACGUGUGGGGAACCGCAUGGUGCUUUCGGUGUUCAGUCCUUACUGGAUCAUCAAUAAGACAUCUCGUAUCCUGCAAUACCGAGCAGAGGACAUUCACGUCAAGCACCCAUCAGAUUACAGAGAUGUCAUACUUUUCUCAUACAAGAAAAAGAACUUAUUCAGCAAGAACAAGAUCCAGCUGUGUAUUUCCACAAGUUCCUGGUCAUCUGGAUUUUCUUUAGACACAGUUGGAAGUUAUGGAUGUGUUAAAUGCCCUGGUAACAAAAUUGAGUAUUUGGUUGGAGUGAACAUUAAAAUGAGCAGCUUUAACCUAACAAGGAUUGUUACUUUGACACCAUUCUACACUCUUGUGAACAACUGCACACUAGAGCUUGAGGUGGGGGAGAUUGAAGCAGAUGGUUCUUUGCCAGACUUCAAGUGGAAUUACAUUGGUUCAUCUGAGUGUGUACCAUUCUGGCCAGAUAAUGUCUCUGGAAAGAUGUCUGUCAGAGUCAUUGGCUGUGAUGGAGUAUCCAAACCUUUCUUUUUUAAUAAGCAGGACAAUGGCACAUUGCUCAGCCUGGAGAAGAUGAAUACAGGACUUAUGGUAGAUGUCAGCAUUUCCGAUCACUCAAUAGUGAUUAGGUUCUCAGAUUACUAUGAAGGAGCUGCACCUGCUCUGAUCAUGAACCAUACACCUCGCUCUAAGCUGACAUAUGGCCAGAGUGGUACAGAAGACGAGAAGGAGCUUAACCCAGGAGAAGCAAGAUUGUUUGCAUGGGAAGAUCCAACAGGAACGAAAAAGCUGACAUGGACAUAUAGCCAAACCAAGGGCGAGCUAGACUUGUUAAAGGAUGAAAGUGGUCAAUUUGCUUUUAACCAAGAUACUCAGAUACACUGGGUAUCAUUCCUUGAUGGACGCCAAAGGAUACUGCUGUUUACAGAAGAUGUGGCUUUGGUGAGCAAAGCACGUCAAGCUGAGGAACUGGAACAGCCAGAUCAAGAAAUAAACAUUUCUAUCCAUAGCUUGGGGCUUUCUCUGAUCAAUAAUGAGAGCAAGCAAGAAAUUUCUUACAUAGGAAUUACAAGUUCAGGCAUCAUCUGGGAGUUGAUACCAAAACAGAAGUGGAAACCCUUUAGCCAGAAACAUAUCCUACAGCUUGAACAAGCAUAUGAGAAACACUUGGCAGGAGGGAGUAGCAAAUGGACUAAAAUCGACAAUAAUUUUGAGGUCAGUUUCAACUCCAUGGAAAUGCGUUUGCCAUUGAUUUGCAAGAUAAGGAGAAGUUUCCUUUCUGGAAUUCAUGUGGAAUUCAAGCAAUCUCCACACCAAAGAAGUUUACGAGCCCAACUAUACUGGCUGCAGGUGGAUAACCAGCUUCCUGGUUCAAUGUUCCCUGCAGUCUUCCAUCCAGUAGCACCUCCAAAAUCCAUCGCCCUGGACUCCGAACCCAGGCCUUUCAUUGAUGUUAGCAUUAUUAGCAGGUUUAAUGAAUUCAGCAAAGUCAUGCAGUUUAAGUACUUUAUGGUUCUGAUCCAGUGUAUGGCUUUAAAGGUUGAUCAGGGCUUCCUUGCUGCAAUCAUGGGGCUGUUCACUCCAGCCACUCCUCCUGAGGUAGAGAAACAACGUACCAAGUUGAUCCAGAAAGAUUUAGAUUCCCUGAACAGAGAGUUGAUGGAAUCUUCUAUGACAGAUAUCACCACCCUGAGCUUUUUUGAGCACUUCCAUAUUUCUCCUGUGAAGUUACACCUCAGCCUUUCAUUGGGAACAGGAGGAGAAGAAUCAAACAAGGAGGAACGUGAGAUUGUUGCCAUCAGCUCUGUAAAUCUCCUUUUGAAAAGCAUUGGAGCCACUCUCACCGAUGUAGAUGAUCUCAUUUUCAAGUUGGCUUGUUUUGAAGUGAGGUACCAGUUCUACAAGCGCGACCAGCUGAGAAAUCUUGUUAUCAGGCAUUAUAGUGAGCAGUUCUUGAAGCAGCUGUAUGUGCUCGUCCUUGGCUUGGAUGUCUUAGGAAACCCCUUUGGCUUGAUUCGAGGGCUCUCGGAAGGGGUGGAGGCUUUCUUUUAUGAGCCGUUUCAGGGUGCAGUGCAGGGCCCAGAGGAGUUUGCAGAAGGCUUAGUCAUCGGUGUGAGGAGCCUUCUUGGGCACACUGUUGGAGGAGCAGCUGGAGUAGUGUCACGAAUUACAGGAUCUGUGGGGAAGGGUUUGGCAGCCAUCACCAUGGAUAAAGAGUAUCAGCAGAAGCGGAGGGAAGAGAUGGGUAGACAACCCAAAGACUUUGGAGAAAGUCUGGCCAAGGGAGGUAAAGGAUUUUUGCGGGGUGUUGUGGGUGGAGUGACUGGCAUAAUUACCAAGCCUGUAGAAGGAGCCAAAAAAGAAGGAGCUGCAGGGUUCUUCAAAGGAAUUGGAAAGGGCCUUGUUGGUGUUGUGGCAAGGCCUACAGGUGGAAUCAUUGACAUGGCAAGCAGCACCUUCCAGGGGAUUCAGAGAGUGGCAGAAUCUACAGAAGAUGUAUCUCCUCUACGACCUCCUCGUUUCAUUCAUGAAGAUGGAAUAAUUAGACCAUACAAUCGAAGUGAAGCUCAGGGCCUGAACUUAUUUGAGAACUCAAACAUCAAAAAGUUGGAUGGAGAAAUGUACAGAUUCUGCUGCCCUCUCGGCAAAAAUAUGAAAGCGAACCUUGUGGUCACCAACAGGCGGAUCAUAUACCUAAAGGAAAUGGAGAUCUUGGGCCACAGAAUCAUUGACUGGGACUUUUCCUUUGAGGAGUUCCUCUGCCCUCCCACAGUGGAGGACAAUAUACUGACUUUAUCAGUCAAGAGUCAAUCAGUCUUCCAGAAAAAGGAAAACAGAGGUCAGGAGGUUCAAAAAAGGAUUACGCUCGAUAAUAGUGCGACUGCUCAGGCAGUUCUCAAAGUUUUAGAUGAGGCAUGGACCAGUUGUCGACAGCACACAUUAGUGAGGCAAAAAUCUGAGCGAUUUAUCAAGCAAUUCAGCAACUAAAAUACUAUGUUAUCAGUUAUUUUUUAUACAGUAAACUGGCAAUUCAAAAUAUUUUCCAACACGCAUGUGGUUUCCUGUGUUGUC
This is a messenger RNA of Nanorana parkeri, 11436 nucleotides long. RefSeq names its product vacuolar protein sorting 13 homolog C (gene VPS13C). The coding region runs from base 19 to 11352 and encodes 3777 amino acids. The transcript has 86 exons. Gene Ontology annotation, cellular component: extrinsic component of membrane. The record is from RefSeq and is a predicted model, not a curated record. Gene Ontology annotation, biological process: protein retention in Golgi apparatus; protein targeting to vacuole; mitochondrion organization. NCBI's taxonomy places the organism in Eukaryota, Metazoa, Chordata, Amphibia, Anura, Dicroglossidae.